AUGUGUGGCUGGUGGCUCCGGGGCUGCUGCGCCCUCCUCAGACAAGAUAUUCCUGUUCUAGCUAAUGCUAGGAGAUGCUAUUUCUCAGGACUGAGUGGCUCAUGGAAUAAAGUGGGUUUUGGAGUAGCCUUGUGUGCAGUCCCUAUUGUACAAAAACAUGAGCCCACUUCUCUCAGCCAUGAAGCCUUGAUUAGAAAGGCAGUUUUGCUGGUAACAGAUGGUACUUGUACUCUUCUCUCUCAAAAAACGUAUGUAUUAAUUGAAGCACUAACAGAGUAUACAAAGGCGGAUCACACACUGGUGUGUUUCUACCAGCAGUAUACAGAUCUUCUUGGGAAAAUGAAUUCCAAAGAGGAGGAUGCAGUAUGGCAGGUGAUCAUAGGUGCAAGAGUUGUGCUGACUCCAAAGCAGCAAGAAUUCCUGAAAUUAGAAUCCAGUUGGAUGACUUCUUUACGUCUUUCAGAGAUGGCAGCGGAAGCUGCAUAUCGAUCCGGUGCACAUCAAGCUUCAGUGACCGCUUGCAAUCACAUCCAGCCGGUGAAAACACAGGUACAAGAGGCAGGACAGCUAUCACGGAAAGCAGAGACCACGUUAGUGGAACCUCAGACAGAAGAACUCACUAACUGCCUGCCUCUGAACUCCUGA
This is a messenger RNA of Malaclemys terrapin pileata, 645 nucleotides long. RefSeq names its product diablo IAP-binding mitochondrial protein-like. Bases 1 to 645 code for a protein of 214 amino acids. The transcript is spliced from 2 exons. Lineage: Eukaryota; Metazoa; Chordata; Testudines; Emydidae. The record is from RefSeq and is a predicted model, not a curated record. Gene Ontology annotation, cellular component: mitochondrion. Gene Ontology annotation, biological process: intrinsic apoptotic signaling pathway in response to oxidative stress; neuron apoptotic process.